Molecule: messenger RNA, 5703 nt
Organism: Onychomys torridus (southern grasshopper mouse)
Lineage: Eukaryota; Metazoa; Chordata; Mammalia; Rodentia; Cricetidae
Gene: Phf20
Product: PHD finger protein 20
Exons: 18
Coding region: 182-3217 (1011 amino acids)
Biological process (GO): regulation of transcription by RNA polymerase II
Cellular component (GO): MLL1 complex; NSL complex
Source: RefSeq, a predicted model, not a curated record
ACCGCUGCGUCACUCGGUGGUGGCGAUGGUGCGUGUGUGUAGGGGGCGGGGGAUACGCUGGGCGCGUCCCCGGGGUCACGUGGUGCGCAGCGCGCACAGUCCUUCUGUCGGUUGGUCCUGGAGCGGCGCAGCAGGAGCGGGGCCGUGAGGAGAAUAAAAGCAGCCCUGUUGAUGACUGAAAAUGACAAAGCAUCCACCUAACAGACGAGGAAUCAGCUUUGAAGUGGGAGCCCAGUUGGAAGCUCGGGACCGUUUAAAGAACUGGUAUCCGGCUCACAUUGAAGACAUUGACUACGAAGAAGGGAAAGUUCUCAUCCAUUUCAAGCGUUGGAACCAUCGUUAUGAUGAGUGGUUUUGCUGGGACAGUCCUUAUCUCCGCCCUUUAGAGAAAAUCCAGCUGAGGAAAGAGGGCUUACAUGAAGAGGAUGGAUCUUCUGAAUUUCAAAUAAAUGAGCAAGUGCUUGCUUGCUGGUCUGACUGCCGAUUUUAUCCAGCCAAAGUCACUGCUGUGAACAAGGAUGGUACUUACACUGUGAAAUUUUAUGAUGGAGUAGUUCAAACUGUCAAACAUAUUCAUGUCAAAGCUUUUUCCAAAGAUCAGAAUAUUGUGGGUAAUGCUAGGCCUAAAGAAACAGAUCACAAAAGUCUUUCAUCGCCAUCUGAGAAACGAGAGAAGUUUAAAGAGCAGAGAAAAGCCACGGUCAACGUGAAGAAAGACAAAGCGGAAAAAGCGUUCAAGACAGAAAAGCGGCCCAAACAGCCUGACAAAGAGGGAAAGCUGACCUGCUCAGAAAAGGGCAAAGUUUCAGAGAAAAGCCUUCCCAAGAACGAGAAGGAAGAUAAGGAGAACAUUUCCGAGAAUGACAGGGAGUACCCUGGGGAUGUCCAGGUGGAAAAGAAGCCUGAAAAUGACCUUGUGAAGAGUCCACAAGAGAGCCUGAAGGAGCCAAGAAGAAAACGAGGCAGACCCCCUUCCAUAGCUCCUACUGCUGUAGAUUCAAACUCUCAAACUUUGCAGCCAAUAACAUUGGAAUUGAGAAGACGGAAAAUAUCAAAAGGAAGUGAUAUCCCGUUAAAACGUCCCCGACUUGACAAAAAUUCAUCCCAGGAACAGUCUAAAAAUCGCUCUGAAAACAGUGACAAAGAUUUGUCCAGGAGACGGUCCUCCAGGCUGUCCACUAAUGGGACCCAUGAGAUCCUAGAUUCGGACUCGGUUGUACCUGAUCUGGUUCAUACGGUUGAUACGAAUCCUCUACAAGACAAGUCAUCCAGUGCCAAGGAGUCUGCCGAAGGUCAGUUGAAAUCUCCAUUGGAAGCUGGCCAGGUCUCAUCUGUAUUAACUUGCCACUCCUUUGGGGAUGGACUGGGGGCUGCAGGCUUGGAGGUGAACUGCAAGACAAUGGGAGAAAACACCAUGAAAACAGAACCGGCGUCUCCUCUUGCUGAGGCACAGGAGGUUUCGACUGUUGAAGUUCCAAAUACUUUGAAGAAAGCACAUGACUUUGUGACAUUGAGUGUGCCGUCUGUGGACCUAGAUCACAAGUUUCGAUGCAAGGUUGUAGACUGUUUGAAAUUUUUCCGCAAGGCUAAACUGCUGCACUAUCAUAUGAAGUAUUUCCACGGGAUGGAGAAAUCACCAGAGCCAGAGGAGAGCCCAGGGAAGAGGCAUGUACAAACUCGGGGCUCUGCAGUGCCUGACAAGGCUAGCCAGGAGAGCCUGACCAGGAAGCGAGUCUCUGCCAGCUCCCCAACUGCAAAGGAGAAGGAAAAGAACAAAGAGAAGAAAUUCAAAGAGCUUGUGAGAGUGAAGCCAAAGAAGAAAAAGAAGAAGAAAAAGAAAACCAAGCCUGAAUGUCCCUGCAGUGAAGACAUCAGUGACACCUCCCAGGAACCUUCUCCACCCAAAGCAUUUGCUGUCACCAAGUGUGGGUCCUCACACAAGCCUGGGGUCCAUAUGAGCCCACAGCUCCAUGGUUCAGAUAAUGGAAACCAUAGAGGGAAACUGAAGGCCUGUGAGGAGGAUAAUCUGAGCGAGUCCUCUUCUGAGAGCUUUCUUUGGAGUGAUGAGGAAUAUGGCCAAGAUGUUGAUGUGACCACCAACCCAGAUGAAGAGCUUGACGGUGAUGACCGCUAUGAUUUUGAGGUGGUCCGCUGCAUCUGUGAAGUCCAGGAGGAAAAUGACUUCAUGAUUCAGUGUGAAGAAUGCCAGUGCUGGCAGCAUGGCGUCUGCAUGGGACUACUGGAAGAAAAUGUACCCGAAAAAUACACCUGUUACAUCUGCCAAGACCCUCCAGGUCAGAGGCCUGGCUUCAAGUACUGGUAUGACAAGGAGUGGUUGAGCCGGGGACAUAUGCAUGGCCUGGCAUUUCUAGAAGAGAACUACUCCCAUCAGAAUGCCAAGAAGAUCGUGGCCACCCAUCAGCUUCUUGGUGAUGUACAGAAGGUGAUUGAGGUUCUUCACGGCCUGCAGCUCAAGAUGAGCAUCUUGCAAAGCAGGGAGCAUCCCGAUCUGCAGCUGUGGUGCCAGCCCUGGAAACAGCACUCUGCAGAGGGGAGAGUGCAUUCCAGACACAUUCACAUCACAGACACCAGGAGCAAGGAGGAAUCCCCGAGCUAUAGAACUUUGAAUGGGGCAGUGGAGAAGCCGUUGCCCCUGCCCCGGUCUGUGGAAGAGUCCUAUAUCACCAGUGAACACUGCUACCAGAAGCCCCGCACCUAUUACCCUGCUGUGGAGCAGAAGCUGGUAGUGGAGACGAGAGGCUCUGCUCUUGACGAUACAGUCAACCCCCUCUGUGAGAAUGGUGAUGACCCCCUCUCCCCUCGCCUAGGCUGGCCUCUUGACCAAGACAGGAGCAGAGGCGACAGUGAUCCUAAACCCUGCUCCCCAAAGGUGAAGGAAUACAUUGCCAAGAAGGUCCUGCCGGAAGAAGCCCCUGCUCGGAAGCUGCUGGACAGAGGUGGAGAAGGGCUAGUGAGCUCACAGCACCAGUGGCAGUUCAACCUGCUGACACAUGUGGAGUCUCUUCAGGAUGAAGUGACGCAUCGGAUGGACUCCAUUGAGAAGGAGCUGGAUGUACUGGAGAGCUGGCUGGACUACACUGGGGAACUGGAGCCCCCAGAGCCACUGGCCAGGCUUCCACAGCUCAAGCACUGCAUCAAGCAGCUGCUGACUGACCUGGGCAAGGUGCAGCAGAUUGCCCUCUGCUGCUCGACGUGAAAUUGGGCACCCAAGACAAUUGGAGCACAAUCCUAGCACUUCUGCUGGGGGGGGAGCUUCGCAUAUUUAAGUAAAUAAACUUAGCAUGCUGAAUGCACGUGACACUGACUGACUUCAGGGAUUUGGCCAGGAGUGUGAUGGACACUGGGACAAAGAGACCAUGUGGCUGCUGGAGGACAGGGCACUCUUGCUCUCGAAGCUGACCAUGAAGGCAGCGCAUCGUCAGAGCCCCCUUCUGUGCACACUGUUGAACAAAGCAACUCUUUGCACAUCCUCACUUGGAAUCGUGCCGCUGAUGAUAAGUGGGUGAGAGCCAAACAACAGAAAAAUCUUCUAGCCGGAGACAGUUGUGAAUCCCGUUUGCAGUUUACUUAAUUGACUUCUGGGCCAGGUUGAGGCAUGUGCCAAUUCCUCUGGUUUCUCUGCCUGGCAUGGUACAGGGCAGCAGGCACCAUUUUCAUCUUCCAGCUCCACUGGAAUGUGGGACUUGACUGUGCCGUGCAGUUUGGGGAGGAGGAGCAGGCCCUGAUGGCACUGCUUCCAAGACUUCAUUUUCUCCCACGUCUCUUGCAUGAUUUCACGGUACAGGGGAUAAGAUUUUAUGUUUUUUUACCCCAGAGGUGUCUGAGCUUUGGCUUUGGCAGCCAGGCCGAAACUGCUGAAGGGGAACUAGAAUCUUGCUGUAGGGAGACUCUACAAGGAAUUCCAGAAGGAAGCAGGCAGGGUCUGGAACCCAAAGGACAGCAUUUUCUACCCACUUAUUAAUUUCAACCACUCCCCACGUCUAUUUAAAGUUAAAAAAAAAAGUUUCCCAAGACUUUGAACUUUGACUGUAUUUGUUACAAAGAACACGGGAAUCCCCUUAUUCUGAUCAUCAUCAGCAACUUGAGUCUGUGUGUCGAUUCCCUCCUCGGGAGGCUAGUGUGGGAACUGGCGUCUUCAGGGUUGCUGGUGCCCUUUAACACUUCCAAUUAACUGUUUGUAUUACUUGUGAGAUCAAGGUGAUGAUGCUGCUUAAGGUCCAGGUACAGCCUGAUUGUACCUUCGGAGAGAAUAUUUGUGUUACUUCACAGGUUCUGUUUCCAUGUGUAAUUGCUGUAUUUUUUUUUUUUUUUUUUUUUUUUUUUUUUACCUUACUAGGCCAAGUUUAAAAGGCUCCAAGCUUUGAGGACUUCAUUUUACCAGGUUUUGCAUCACUAAAGGCAAAUAUCAAAGUACAUUUAUCCAUCAACACCCACAGGCUCAUCAUGAGUUUUGGAAUCUGGAAUGUUUUAGGCGGCAAAUAUUUACUGUGUAAACAUCAGGGAGCCAGUGUCAGUAGCUAGCAACAGCAGCAUCUCCAGCUGCCUUGGCAGUGGGUAAGCUUCAGGCCUAAUAGGUCAUUGUGGCCACGAAUUCAGGCCUGUGUACAGAGGGGUUUCAGGGAAUGAAUGCCCAAUCUAGUGAUUUGUUCACCAUCUGCUAUAAAAUGAGCUGCAGGGCAAGCGUGAGUUGACCUAACCUAGCUUAGGGAGUGUGUGACACAUAGUGAAGCCAACACAGUUCCUUACAAAAGGCAGCUUCCCACUGCUAACAUGUUUCUGAUGUGGGAAGGAAUUCUCUAGGAGUCCAUAUAAUAUUGGUGUUCUGGGUAAUUUAUUAGAUAGCUGCAUCUUGAGAACUGGAUGAUGAAAGGGGAAAAGCCAAGAUAAUUGUCUAUUGCUACAACUGUGUGAGGUAUGAUGAUUGUUACAUUGAUACUGAUUUGAGGGCCCGAGAGAUGGCUCAGUUGGUAAAGGUGCCUGCUGACCUGAGUUUGACCCCAGGACCCACAUAGUAGAGAACUGACAUCUUGAAGUUGUCCUCUGAUACACAUACACACAAUAAACAAAUGUAAUAAAGGUUUUUAAAUUAAGGGUUUUUUUUUUCUUUUAUGUAACUGCUCUUGAGUGUCACAUCUGGGGAAGCUGUAACUUUGAAAGCAGUCAAUUGGGUCUUGUUCAAAGAUGGAAGCAGAACUGAUCCUAAUUUUCCCAGGUGGUCAUUGCUGGCUUCAUCAUUUAGGUAUUGUAAAGGAAGUGAUCUGAUUUCAUUGUGACUUUUGUUCUUAGGGAAGCAAAGCAGACUCCCCAUGUUCUGAUAACCUCAGUUCUUCCCUAACUUAAAGCCAUGUUGAGGGGCUCCACUCCCAGUUCCUGGGUCACAAAGAAUUAACCCCUGAGGUGGAGUAAACAAUGCAGAUACCAUUUAGAGAGACGUGCUACGUUCUGUCUGCUGAGAAAACUCUCCACCUUUAGAAAGCCGCCGUGACACAACAGCUCUGGUUUGAUCAGUCGUUUAAGUAUGUGUGCAAGGUGGAUCCUGGCUGAGCCAAUUGCACUAUGGAUACGUAUCUGUGUUUACGAGCUAUUAGAAGGCACUGUACAUAGGAGUGUUGCUCUCAAGCAAUAUUUGCAAAACAUGCAAACCUCUGUAUCUGGAUAAAAUAAAACAGGUUCUUGUUACUA